GUGAGGUUUGGUUGACGCAUCACCGCUCAGCCAGGGUUUUUACUGCUGAGCAGCGACGGUUAUUUUUAUUUACAUGCACAGAAAAUCAUAAACGGGGCUUCUUGCGAACGAAUUGACCGAAAAACGCAGCCAAGCGCAGGUUGAACAUGGAGUCGUAUGAUAUUAUAGCCAACCAGCCGGUUGUGAUUGAUAAUGGGUCGGGAGUUAUCAAGGCAGGCUUUGCUGGAGAUCAGAUCCCCAAAUACUGUUUUCCAAAUUAUGUGGGUCGACCCAAGCAUGUUCGGGUGAUGGCUGGUGCACUGGAAGGCGAUCUGUUUAUUGGACCUAAAGCAGAGGAGCACCGGGGUCUGCUGUCUGUUCGGUACCCAAUGGAACAUGGGAUUGUGAAAGACUGGAACGACAUGGAGCGCAUCUGGCAGUACGUGUACUCGAAGGAGCAGCUGCAGACCUUCUCUGAGGAGCAUCCUGUACUGUUGACGGAAGCCCCGCUGAACCCCAGUAAAAACCGUGAGCGAGCAGCAGAGGUGUUCUUCGAGACCUUCAACGUGCCUGCGCUCUUCAUCUCCAUGCAGGCGGUUCUCAGUUUAUACGCCACAGGCCGAACCACAGGUGUGGUGCUGGACGCUGGUGACGGUGUGACUCACGCCGUGCCCAUAUACGAGGGAUUCGCCAUUCCUCACUCCAUUAUGCGUGUGGAUAUAGCUGGACGGGACGUCUCCCGGUACCUCCGUCUCCUCCUGCGCAAGGAAGGCUAUGAUUUCCACACCUCUGCAGAGUUUGAGGUGGUGCGCACCAUCAAGGAGAGAGCCUGCUACCUCUCCCUCAACCCUCAGAAGGAUGAAACUCUAGAAACUGAAAAAGCACAGUAUACCCUCCCUGACGGAAGCACUCUAGAUAUCGGCCCUGCGCGGUUUAGGGCUCCGGAGCUUCUCUUCAGGCCAGAUCUGAUUGGAGACGAGAGCGAGGGCAUUCAUGAGGUGCUGGCCUUCGCCAUUCAGAAGUCCGACAUGGAUCUGCGACGCACGCUCUUCUCAAACAUAGUGCUGUCCGGAGGCUCGACGCUCCUCAAAGGUUUUGGAGACCGGUUGUUAAGCGAAGUGAAGAAACUUGCCCCCAAAGACGUUAAAAUUAAGAUAUCUGCACCGCAGGAGAGACUUUACUCAACAUGGAUAGGGGGAUCCAUCCUAGCAUCACUCGACACCUUUAAGAAAAUGUGGGUCUCCAAGAAGGAAUAUGAGGAAGAUCGUGCGCGCGCCAUUCACCGGAAGACAUUUUAACAGGGCUUAAAAGUCCGCCAGCCUCCCUCUCAUCUCUGCGGUUUCACAUCCCCUUCUCUCGCUUGACCUCUCCCCUCUGUUUUCUCCCUUUCUCUCCACCCAAAUCCCUUAAAUCCUCCAUCCGCAGUGAAGGCUUGCCCUCCGCGUCCCUUGCCCAGGACAUCGGCAAAAAAAAAAUCGGGACGCAACCGGACAUCCCUUGCACCCAUCAGUCACCGAUUUCAGGGCAUCAGUCAAUACUGUUUCAUUUUAAAAAGCCAAUGCUUCAAUUCAGCGCUUACAUGUAUGUAUUUAUUACACUAUUAUACCCUGUAUGAUACCGUCAUAUCUAAUGCAAAACAUGAAGGUGAAUGUUUCACUCGGUUGUAAGAAUUUCAUUCCAGAAAACGAAGAUUUAUCGUUUUAUUUAGACGUCAACGUUGUAUUUUUAUUCAUUCGAUGCAUCGCUCACUAUUACAACAGUUGGCUUUAAUAGACACUACUGUGUUUGCUGUCAUUUCCCUUCACCGGGAGCUAAAUGAUGUAAACAGAAGCACACGGUAGGCUAGAUUCAUCGCUGCUUCAAUUAAAAGUGUUAUUAUUAUUGAUAUAAAGCACAUUUUGUUCGUUAAAAGGAGUGAGUGGAAACGCAUCAAGUUGUUUACCGUCUUUUUUUGUUGUUGAAUUAUGUAAUUGACUUGAUGCAAGCAUUAGCCCCUUCGACUUGACUACAUUUCCCAUGAUUCUCAUGUAGUUUUGAGAAGCAGAGCUUUAAUGAAGUCGUCCAGUGAGUUCUACCAUCAUUGUGGCACGAUGUAAAUUCUGACUCUUCCCCGAAAUCUCCAGAUUUAGUGCAUGAAAUCAACAACGGCGACCGAGAUUGUGUCAUUUCUGUGUAAAUCUCAUGGUUUUUGAAGGCUGAAUGGAUUUCUGAGCUCUUCUGGCACUAGUAUUUCAGUAGUGUUUGUCGGGAUGAUGGGUAGCAGGGUUGCGUUGAAGUCCAGUUUGUCCUGACUGAGAUCCGCCUCUAAGAUCCGUCAUUGGGAUGUAGAGCAUCUUGGUCGUUUUUCUUUUUAAGAGAUAUAGAAAUAUCAUCAUAAGCCUUGUGUACAGUGGGUUGCUAUUCAAAACUGUUAAAAAAAAAAAAGAAAAACGAAAAAAAAUAAGGACUAAAAUGUACAAACCGGUUUCUUCAAUUGUUGCUUUUUCUUUUAAUUUUGUAAAUUCAGUAUGAUGAAUAAAUUAAUGCUGUCUGAA
Messenger RNA from Danio rerio (zebrafish), 2513 nucleotides. RefSeq names its product actin related protein 1B (gene actr1b). The record is from RefSeq and is marked provisional. Gene Ontology annotation, cellular component: cytoskeleton; microtubule cytoskeleton. Lineage: Eukaryota; Metazoa; Chordata; Actinopteri; Cypriniformes; Danionidae.